AUGACGAUUCGAAAACCUGCAAGGCGCACCACCAAGGUGUGGGACUCUUUAGUAACAAGAUGCUUGCCCCUUCAAGAUCGUGAUGCCGAAUUCUGGUGGCAACUUACGGGUUAUCACAUGGCCCAUAUGCUAGAUGCUGCUGGUUAUACCGUGGAAAGACAAUACGAGGUGCUGUUGUUUCAUUACCUCUGGAUUGUCCCUCGAUUAGGACCAGCGCCCGACGCCGAUGGCGUUCCGAAAUGGAAGGCCGUCAUGGCACACGAAGGCUCGCCGUUGGAAUACUCCUGGAAGUGGAACACAACUACUUCGCAACCCGAAAUUCGGUACUCAUGGGAGCCUUUCAACCCCGGCUCGGAUAGAAAUAGUAACCCUUUAAACCACGCAAACUCACUUGACUAUAUGCAAACAGUAUCACACAUUGUUCGGGACGUAGAUUUUACUUGGGCGCGACAUUUCCUUAGGGAGCUGGAGAAGGAAGAUCGUCCGGCCUCAUACUUCCUCCAUGCUGUUGAAUAUAACCCUGCUGGGAAACUCGGCCUCAAAUCAUACUUUGCUCCUAGGUGUUUCAAACUACUCGAAGGAGGCGAUUCUAUGGUUAAAAAGGAAUGGGAUGAUGCGAUUACCAAACUUGGCCCGAGCAACGCUUGCCGUGACAAUUUGAUGGAGUUCCUCGCUAACAAUCCGGAAGGGAAACUAAUGAAACCCAUUGUCUUAGCUAUGGAUGAUGUAAAACCCAGCAAGUCACGACUCAAGUUCUAUUUGAUGACACCACACACCAGUUUCGCAUCUUUAAAAGAAAUCAUGACGAUGGGAGGGCUCAUUGAUAUCCCUGAAGCGAACAUGAAAGACUUACGCUCCCUUAUACAAGCUAUUAUCGGAGUACCGAGCGAUUACCCCGAACACGCCAACAUGCCUAUCACGCCCCCCAUUGGGAAGACGUGGGCUGACACAGAGAAUUUGUUCGAAUGUUUCGUCUACUUCUUUGAUAUAGCACCUCAAAACCCCCAGCCAGAAAUCAAGUUGUACCUCCCUGCUCGAAUGUAUGGCCCAGACGACCUUGAAAUUGCGUAUCGUCUUAUGGAUUGGAUGAGGGCUCGUGGUCGAGGUGCAUACUGUGAUCAAUACCUGCGCAUGCUAGAGGUGGUGGGCGAGCACAGGGGCUUGGCGAACGGAAAGGGGCUUCAUAGCUUCAUCAGCUACCAGAUUAAGAACGGUGAGGCGGACGUCAAGUCUUAUUUUACCCCUGAGGCGUACCACCCGGCUCGAUUCGGUAGGGCAUGA
Molecule: messenger RNA, 1281 nt
Organism: Hypoxylon trugodes
Lineage: Eukaryota; Fungi; Ascomycota; Sordariomycetes; Xylariales; Hypoxylaceae
Product: aromatic prenyltransferase
Exons: 3
Coding region: 1-1281 (426 amino acids)
Biological process (GO): alkaloid metabolic process
Molecular function (GO): prenyltransferase activity
Source: RefSeq, a predicted model, not a curated record